AUGGCUGCCAAGGUGACUAUUUUUUUCUCGGACAUCGUGGGCUUCACCUCCAUCUCUGCGUCCUGCGCUCCUUUGCAGGUGGUGGAGAUGCUCAACAACCUCUACAUGUGCUUUGACACGCGCAUCGACUCCUACAACGUCUACAAGGUGGAGACCAUUGGGGAUGCGUACAUGGUGGUGAGCGGUCUGCCGGAGAGGAACGGGGACAGACACGCUGAUGAGAUUGCAAAGAUGGCGCUGGACCUGGUGGCCGCCGUCAGGCAGGUCUCCAUCCCUCACAUGCCCAACGAGAGGCUGCAGCUGAGAGCCGGCAUCCACACAGAUUUCCACUGCAUCCCACAAGGUUUUUAUGAGCUCCCUAACCUCAGUAGCCUACUUCUCAUACAAAACUCAGAGCUGUGA
Molecule: messenger RNA, 402 nt
Organism: Notothenia coriiceps (black rockcod)
Lineage: Eukaryota; Metazoa; Chordata; Actinopteri; Perciformes; Nototheniidae
Product: atrial natriuretic peptide receptor 2-like
Exons: 5
Coding region: 1-402 (133 amino acids)
Biological process (GO): intracellular signal transduction; cGMP biosynthetic process; receptor guanylyl cyclase signaling pathway
Cellular component (GO): plasma membrane
Molecular function (GO): peptide receptor activity; adenylate cyclase activity; guanylate cyclase activity
Source: RefSeq, a predicted model, not a curated record